Molecule: messenger RNA, 1573 nt
Organism: Dioscorea cayenensis subsp. rotundata (Guinea yam)
Lineage: Eukaryota; Viridiplantae; Streptophyta; Magnoliopsida; Dioscoreales; Dioscoreaceae
Product: F-box/kelch-repeat protein SKIP30-like
Molecular function (GO): protein binding
Source: RefSeq, a predicted model, not a curated record
CUCUCGCCCUGAAAGCGCAUAUGCGCAUACACACACACACCUUCACAUCCUUUUCUCGCCCAAUUCUCUCUUCGAUUUAAUUCCUCUUUGUUUUCUUGGAUCAAACCCUCUGAUUCUCGCCAUCAAGGCCUCCAAUUUGAUGGUUUGUGCUGUCCAAGGUGCCAGUUUGAACUCUCAUCAUAACUGGAUCCUAUGAUCAACUAGGACAUCAUGCAUUGUCUAAUAGAAGGCCUCCCUGAUGAAGUUGCUUUGCAAUGUCUUGCACGUGUGCCCUUCUUUUCCCAUCCUUACAUGCAGCUAGUCUGCCGUGAAUGGAGGACUGCACUUCGCAGCGCUGAUCUCUUUAAAGUGCGGUUGGAGGUUGGUGCCUCAGAAGAAUUAUUGUGUGUGUUAGCAUUUGAGCCAGAGAAUACUUGGCAGCUUUAUGAUCCUGCUACAGACCGUUGGAUAACCCUCCCAAUCAUGCCAUCAGAAAUCAGACACCUUGCUCGCUUUGGUGUGGCCUCUGUUGCCGGAAAGCUCUUUGUGAUUGGUGGUGGCAGUGAUCGGGUGGACCCAUCAACCGGAGACCAUGAUCGGAUAUUUGCAACCAAUGAAGUCUGGUCAUAUGAUCCCAUCAUGAAGGAGUGGGCUCGUCGAGCUCCCAUGCUUGUCCCUAGAGCCAUGUUUGCCUGCUGUGCGUUCGACGGCAAGAUUGUUGUUGCUGGUGGUUUCACAAACUGCAGAAAGUCAAUUUCGAAAGCCGAAAUCUAUGAUCCUGAGGCCGAUCUGUGGCAGCCUCUUCCUGAUCUUCGUCACACUCAUAGUUCAGCAUGCUCUGGACAGGUGAUUGGCGGUAGGAUGCAUGUCCUUCACAAAGGUCUAUCCACAGUGCAGAUACUUGAGGAUGGGGGACAGAGUUGGGCUGUUGAGGAUUAUGGCUGGCUUCAAGGUCCAAUGGCAAUUGUCCGCGGGGAGCCAUAUGUGUUGAGCAACGGUCUGAUCAUGAAGCAGCAACGCGAGAAUGUGCCUGAUAGGACGGUCUCUUCUGCAUCAGAAUUUCAGAGCAGGAUCGGUUUUGGCAUGAUUGGUCUUGGCGAUGAGAUCUACGUGAUCGGUGGUGUGAUUGGUCCAGGACCAAGGAACCAGUGUAUCAAGCAGUUGUCUGAUGUUGAUGUCUUGACGGUAAGAAGCGAUCGGCCAGCAUGGCAUCCGGUGGCCCCCAUGACUCAUUGUAGGGGGAGCAUCUUGGGGUGUGCUUUGCUGAGAAUUUAAGAUGUAGUAGCUUGUUGUGAUAGUAGUAAAUGCUCCUGGUAUACCGUUUGAAAUUUUAACAGGAAGCAAAAACAGUCAAGAGGGAUUUCUUCUUCUUUUCUUUGUAUGAGGACCAUGUUUUGUGGCCCCAUUUGUUGUUUUUCUUUUUCUUUUUCUUUUUCUUUCUUCUUUUAGAUUUUCUUGCAGCUACUCUGUCUUUGUAUGAGUAAUGAAAUUUAGCUGGUAGAGAAAAAAAAUGUUCAGGUCUAGUGAUAACGCUGCUCAGUUGUUGUUUGUUUUUACUGCCUCUUUAGAUUCAAUUAGAAACAAAUUUGAUGAC